GCAAAGAGAGUAUAUUGCCCUUUGGGUUUGGAGGUGUCCGUGAAGUCUGGCUGUUACGUGUUUCUCCCACCUUUUAGAACGUGAACUCUGGUGAAUGGGGACCGUGCAUCUUUUCUAUAUGCCUGCAGUCUUCUGCUGAGGCACUGAACUCUGUUGCUCUGUUUGUUGUCUCUGAUCACGUGUGACUCUUAAGUCCAUGUUUUUUUUUUGGCGAUGCUCUACAAGGUGGUGUGUACCUCAUGUGAACGUACUGCAGCUUCUCAGGGAGAAGCACCAGGGAAAAUAUAACUAUCUCUGCAGGAGGCAGUGGUGGUGAAGAGUAAGAUGAGGAAGGAAAGCAACUGGCAUAAUUUUGUCUCAUGUAGCUGUUUAAUACAGCCUGUAUUUGAGGUGAUGCUGCUGUUCAAAUUCAUCAAGCCUUCAUCUCUGUGGGGAGUGGUGCCUCUGUCCUGACCCUUCAAAAUCCUUGGAGCUAUGGUCUCUGCGUAGCACCAGGCUUAACGUUUUUACAGGUGUUUAUUUCCUUCUCUCCCUUUCUCAACUUUCCCCUGCUCUGGUUCUGGGUUAGAAUAAAAACCUGUGCAAUUCUCAUGCCAGACAGCCUGGGAGUACUCUAGCGGUAGUAUGUGAUUGCUGGCUUUUUUUCCAGAGGAAACAUAUCUGACUGUGAGCGAUAUUCUGAUUGUUCUCAAAGUGAGACAUUUCAGAAUUUGACCUAAUCUUGGAAUAGGGUCUGUUUGCUCUGACCAGAGAUUUCCACAGCAGUGGCGUUAUAGAAGCCUGGCUGUCUGUCCUUUUAUACAGGCAAUUGGUGGGACCUGUGCAGCUGAUGAUAUAAUAUGCUCCCACACUGAAGCAGAUCCACGAGGUGAAGGAAAGUAGUGUUUAACAAAACUGAUUGAUUACUUUCUUAUGAUAGCUAAUUGUUAUUUUAGACUUACCUCCCUUCUAGCUGUGGUACUGCAAAUAGAUUUUAAUACCGUCUCUGUGUUCAUCCAUCAUAAUGAGAAUUAUCUUUCACGGAUGGUUAUGUGCAUGAAAAUUUGUCUGCAUAUAUUGAUUGUUAAUGAAUCAGCUUAAUGACUUCUAUACAGAAGACAAGAAAGUAGCUGGAAAAACCUGGCAGUGGAAGAUGUACUUGGGCACAACACAGGCAACCUGCUCGUGGAUCUCAAGUGUUUAUAUAUUUAAUUAUAGAUUCUCAGCGCUGUGGGACAUGUUGCAGCUGUCUUCAUUCUGACUGAAUGGUCUUUCCCUCAUCUCUCUGGUGGUUUUGAAGAUACUGGACGAGACUGCAACAUUCUUGGAGCAUUGGUUGGAGAACAUGGGAUCUGGUAGUUCUGGAAAUGCCAACUACAAGUACUCCCUGCAGAAGUCUGAAAAUGCUUUCAAGGCAGCUGUCUUGAUCCAGCAGUGGUAUCGGCGCUAUGUUGCUCGCCUGGAAAUGCGCCGACGUUGCACCUGGAGAAUCUUUCAAUCAAUAGAGUAUGCUUGUGAGCAGGAUCAGAUCAAGCUUCACAACUUCUUCACUUACCUCAUGGAUCACUUCACACCAAGCAGCAGCAAAGAGAGGGAUUUUAUCAGUCGCAUGUUCAUUAGUGGGGAAAGCUUCAAAGAGGCAGAGCUGGAAAAGUACUGUGACUAUGAAUCCAUAGAGGUGCCAGACUCCUACACCGGACCCCAUCUCUCUUUCCCGCUCCUUCCUGACCAUGCGACUGCCUUGCUGGAAGCGUUCAAACAGAAACAACAGCUCCAUGCUCGCUAUGUCUUAAACCUCCUGCAUGAGACCAGGAAGCACCUCAAGCAGUUGCCAAACAUCAGCCAUGUCUCCACAUGCUACAGCGAGGAGGUCACCGUGUGUGGAGACCUGCAUGGCCAGCUGGAUGACUUGUUCCUCAUAUUUUAUAAGAAUGGCCUUCCUUCCCCUUCUAAGUCCUAUGUGUUCAACGGGGACUUUGUAGACAGAGGCAAACAGUCCCUUGAGAUCCUCAUCAUCCUCUUCACCUUCCUCUUGAUCUAUCCAAAGGAGGUUCACCUCAACCGUGGGAACCAUGAGGACCACAUGGUCAACUUACGGUAUGGGCUCUGUGUGGGGCUGGUUGCAAUGUCAAGGGUGUCACUGCGAAAUCCAACUGAAUUUCCUUUCUCCUGUUCCUUUAGCUAUGGUUUCACCAAGGAAGUAAUGCAUAAAUACAAGGUACAUGGGAAGAAAAUCUUGAAGAUGAUUCAGAACGUCUUUUGCUGGCUCCCCCUUGCCACCCUGAUUGAUCAGAAAGUCCUCAUUAUACAUGGGGGCAUCUCUGACACCACUGACCUGGAUGUGCUUGAGAAAAUUCAAAGGAACAAAUUUGUUUCUGUAUUGAGAGGGAAGAAAAGAAAGAAGUCAAACAGAAAUGUGGAAAUACAGGAAACAAACGAGGAGAGCAAAGCAGAGGCUGACCCAGCAGGGAAUGAGGCAGCUCACAGUUUACCUCCCUCACCCCAACCAGCCCAGGCUCCCGGAACGGCCAACAGGCGGGAGUUCUCCAGGUGGGUCCGGAAGACGGUGCAGGAGCAAAUUGAGUGGUGCCGCCGGCUGGUGGACAUCAGUGAGUCAGAGGAGGAGGAGCUCACCUAUGCCAGCAUGAUCUCCUUGACAGAUUUGGAUGGGCUGUGCCAGACUCGCCAGGAGGACUGGAAGCAGAUCUUAGACAUUCUCUGGAGUGACCCCAUGCCUCAGGAAGGCUGCAUAGUAAAUACGGUGCGAGGUGGUGGCUGCUACUUUGGGCCUGACGUGACAAGGAAGAUCCUUGAGAAAUACAACUUGCAGUUCCUCAUCCGCUCCCACGAGUGCAAGCAAGAAGGCUACGAGUUCUGUCACAACCGGAAGGUGCUGACCAUAUUUUCAGCCUCAAACUACUAUGAGAUUGGCAGCAACAGGGGAGCUUACGUGAAGCUGGGGCCAGACCUCGUCCCCCAUUUUGUUCAGUACCAAGCCAACAAGGCAGCCCAUACUCUCACUAUGACCCAAAGAAUCAGCAGAGUAGAGGAGUCAGCCUUUCGAGCCUUGCGGGAAAAGCUGUUUGCUCACACUUCAGCCCUCAUCAGCACGUUCAAGGCCUAUGAUACGGACAAUACGGGAAGGAUCACGCUGAGCAACUGGGCAACAGCAGUGGAGUCAGUCUUGCACCUGGGAUUGCCCUGGCGAAUGCUGAGGCCACAGCUGGUGAGCAGCACUGCAGAUGGCAUGCUGGAAUACAAGUCCUGGCUGGACGACUUGGCCAUGGAGCGGCGGAGCCAAGAGCACAUCCAGACAAGCUUGCUGGAAGUCAUUUAUCGAAACAGAUCCAACCUGGAGACUAUAUUCAGGAUCAUUGACAGAGACCAUUCAGGUCUCAUCUCAUUUGAGGAAUUCCACCAAACCUGGAAGCUGUUCAGCUCCCACAUGAACAUUGAACUCACGGAUGAUGGCAUCGACGACUUACUUCGCAGCAUUGAUUUCAAUAAGGAUGGAAACAUUGACUUCAAUGAGUUCCUAGAAGCCUUCCGCCUUGUCAAACAGUCACAGUAGUGAGAACCUGGUGUGGGUUGCCACCUUCAAUGCCUUGACUGCCCAUGAAGCCAGGACUGCCCCCCACCUAACCGCAGAGCGUGCCUGCAAAUGUGAAGUGGAGAAAGGCAAGGCAGAUACCUGGAGCACUUCGUGAUUGAAAACAGUCACUGCUAUAGCCAACAACAGUGAUCCAUUCUGGAAAGGGAACAGGCAAAAGAUAAGCUGCACUUCAAAUCUGGCCAUUUUUAAGAAGGAGCUGUUUCAAGUAGAGCUUCCUGCUCAAAGGGAAGGUGGAACUUAGCUUAUCUUGUCAAUACAUGUGAUGAAAUGUUACAGGUCUACUUCCAGUGUAGUAAGAUGAAAGUAUUUCUUGUAUGUAGUGUUUUAAGCUGGUAGCAACGGCUAGAGCACAACUUCCCAUUUAAUAAACAUUUUUUUCUACA
Messenger RNA from Pezoporus occidentalis (night parrot), 3975 nucleotides. It is a transcript of the gene PPEF2, whose product is annotated as protein phosphatase with EF-hand domain 2. The record is from RefSeq and is a predicted model, not a curated record. NCBI's taxonomy places the organism in Eukaryota, Metazoa, Chordata, Aves, Psittaciformes, Psittacidae. Gene Ontology annotation, biological process: detection of stimulus involved in sensory perception; negative regulation of MAPK cascade. The transcript has 15 exons. Gene Ontology annotation, molecular function: Hsp90 protein binding; manganese ion binding; calcium ion binding. The coding region runs from base 1325 to 3550 and encodes 741 amino acids.